UGGACAGAGGCAAUUAUUGGGCUCAAACCCAUAGUUUCCCCACAACCACAAGUUACAGGCCCAACUAUACAUGUGGCUAUAAAUAAAACUUCCCCUGGAAGACAAAAGAAACCUAUUUCAAAUUCGCGCGUUCCAAUUACCCUGAAGCGAUCAACCCCAAAACACCAUGAAGGCUAUCGAUCAGGAAGUAAAAUCUGGUUCGAGCUUUGAUUGUGGAUCAGUGAAUAGAAAACCUGGGCCCAAUGAUGACACAUUAGCUGCUUCUUCUAAGAAACAAGCAGUUUCCAAUACUGAUAUAUUCGAGGAGGAAGUCAAAUCUGGUUCAGCUGCUAAGAGAAAGGUAGAGCCUGAUGACGCAUCUUUAGUUGCUUCCGUUGCUAAGAAACCAGCAACCUACGUAGAAACCUCCGAUGCUGAUGCUACCAUUGGACAUAAUGUUGAGGAUGAGGAGGAGGUUGAUAUGGAUAUUCACAAUGAAUCCUUUAUUGAGUUUCGGUAUAUUUGUACUCUUGGUAGGAAGGAUGAGGUUAUGGAAGCUGAGCUUGCUAAACGUUUUGUUCCUGGAUCAAAAGAAUUGAACAAAGCACUUAAAAUGGCCCGUGAACGGAUACUCCCAGGCUGGAAGGGUGGGAAUGGGUAUUCUGAUGAGUUUAAUUCCAGGGAGGUGUGUGUGAAGGCUGCAUUUCUCCGAGAUGGUAGUCCUUUGCUUGCAUUCAUGCUUUGAGUGAAAAUUAUCACUUCCGUUUGGGUUUUUUAUGCAAUCAGAUCUGUUCUUGUGCAAUACUUUUAGACCAACCUAG
This is a messenger RNA of Striga asiatica, 800 nucleotides long. The record is from the annotation of a GenBank genome assembly. NCBI's taxonomy places the organism in Eukaryota, Viridiplantae, Streptophyta, Magnoliopsida, Lamiales, Orobanchaceae.